AUGGAGGUGAAACAAACCACUUCCACAUUAGUGACGUCAAAUACGAUUGAGGACGGAAACCAAAAUGAAGAAUUUAUAAACUCACAGGACCAUCAACAUCACCCUCGUCCCACUUCCCAUCAUGAGGGUUCAGCAAAUUCAAACGCAGACAAGGACAGUUUAAACGACUCACUCAAUGAAUCUACCUCAUUCAACGAAAUUCCACAUGCACAGGAUGCGGCCCAGCCAAAUUACCAGAAUCAUUAUACCCCGGAAAAUACACUGAAUAAACCACACCCCUUCAACGCAAAUAGCCAAGGUACUUUUGGACCCCAGGAUUCUCGACCGGCUUCAACCCAGCCUAACUCUGGCUAUCUUGACCCACAGUGGGGUCAUAUGAUGUUUGAUGCUAGCUCGGCGGACUACUUGUACAACAUUGAGUUACUCACACAUAUACCUCAACCAGGAAACAAUACUGGAGUAAGUGAUUCCAAUGGAGGCAUUAUGCACCAUAUCCAAUAUCAGAAUAAUGUACACCCAGAAGUGGACACCGUACCAUUACAUGAAAAAUUUGACAAUCUAAACCAUUCGCAACAGCAAUCACAACUACAGCUACAACUUCACCCCCAACUCCAACUACCCCACAAAGAGGAGACAUUGAGUCAGAGCCAACUGCCGCAAGCAUCAAUUACCCAGCAACUCAUCGAUACCACCCCAAAUCCAUCAUUGCAAGGUGUGUACACAAAGUCAACAAAGCAACGUCGUCCCUGUGACCAAUGUCGAAGAAGGAAAACCAAGUGUGUUAUUGUUCCAAAUACAAACAACUGUGUGCAAUGUGAAGCAAAACAAUUGAAUUGUACCUACACCACUCCUGCAACGAAAAGAAAGGCUUCUGACAUGGGACUGGAUCCGCAAAAAAGAGGACGACCAAACAACUCGGGAGCUGAUAAUGAAAAUAAUCAAAUUCCCGACGUGCCGAUACGAGAGGUUGCACCAGUGCAAGACUACUCAGCGAUGAACCACUCGCUUCUCAAAAAGACAUUAUCUUUGCAGUUCCCUCGCUCAAGUUUCUACGUAGGGCCAACAAAUUACUUGUAUGACGUGAAUUUGUUGAAUAAAAUAAUCAACUCGCGUACUGGCGAUAGUACAGGUCAGGGUCAAAGCGGCUCGGCAAAAGUUGAACAAGCAAGUUUGAGUAAUUCCAUAUCGUUGAGGAAAGUUUGUGAAGAAGUGCAUUUUGUGUUGAAAGACGACCAGUCGCCGCAAUCGUACCAAACAAUGUCAAAUGACGUUGAUACCAUUGAAAAACUCAUCUCACCCCACGGGCAAAUCUUGAUUGAUUUGUACUUUAGAAUCAUCCAUCCAUCUUAUCCCAUUGUUCAUAAAAAGGUGUUUUUGGAAAAAUAUGCGCGCACACAUCGAGAGUUCACUGCCCCAUUGAUUGCAGCUGUGUAUGUACUAGCCAUCCAAUGGUGGGAUUACGAUCCUCAAUUGAAUCGAUUCCCUAAACCCAAUGUCGAGCUCAUUUUGAAAAUAGGGCUUAAAAACUAUCUUCAGGAGAUUCUCAAGCGUCCUAAAUUGAGUGCAGUACAGGCGGGGUUGUUGUUGUUGCAAUGUAAACACAUUAUUAGCUGCAAGGCUGCAAACAACCAAGUUCAAAAUAGCGGAGAUGCAGACUACUCCGAAUGGGUUCUUUGUUCCCAGGUUGUAUCGUUAGCUGAGGAGUUGGGGCUCGGGUUGGAUUGUAACAAUUGGAAAUUACCCAAAUGGGAACGGGGCUUGAGGAAACGAUUAGCUUGGGCGGUGUACAUGGAAGACAAAUGGCUCUCGUUGAAAGACUCUCGGCCUUCACAUAUUAAUGAAAACAACUGGAUUGUUUUACCGUUGCACGAGCAGGAUUUCCCCGACAAACAUGGUGAUGGUGACUUGAAGGAAGGGUCGUCCGAUUUGGAUACUGGGAAAAAGGUUUUCACAAACUUAAUUGCUUUGUCCAAGAUCUUGUCUGACAUUUUGGAUCAGUUCUACUCGAUGAAGGCAAUGAGAGAAAUCACCAAUAUUGGCGAAGUGUUGAAAUUGGCCAAACCAUUGCAACUACAGCUUCGGAAUUGGUUUUAUUCUUUGCCUAGCGAUUUGCAAAUGAACUUGGUACAACCAAGAAAGUUAUGCUCCAAUGGAUACCUACAUUUAGCUUACUUUGCUACCGAAUUGACGUUGCAUAGAAAAAUAACCACCAUCAUAUAUCAACAAACUCAUGCAGGAAACGCACCACCUCCGGAAUUGGUCAACGUAUGUCGUUCUGCCGCCAAAACUCGUUUAUUGGCAUCAAUUGAAUUUGUGAGGGACUUGAAGCCGGAGCACAUACAUUCAUUUUGGCACUCGUCUUCAUCCUCCAAUUUCACAUUGAUAGGGACUUUUGCUGCUAUUUUGUUCAUCUCGUCGCCUACACAAGAAGAGGCAGAUUUUUAUCGCGAUCAAAUCUUCAAUUAUCGAUGGAUUUUAAAAAUAUCCUCAAAAGGGUUUGAUCAAGUGGCUGAGGCAUUAUCACAAUUGGAUUUGGUUUUGGGAAAUAUACCGGGCUUACUCAAUGACCAUGUCGAUAUGCCGAUGGUGUUGCCCAAUGUUCAAAACCAACAAAUGAUGCCACAACCUAAUCAAGGUUAUCAACAACUGCAACCACAACUGCAACCACCACAACAGCAAGCACAACCGGGAGUGUCCCAUCCUCAGCCACGCCCCCACACUUCAUACGACGGCAAAACUACCACUAAUCAGCAAAAGAUGCGAAUGCCUUCUAAUUUGCGAGAGUCACCGUACAAUUCGCCACAGAGCUUCUACACGCCACCAUUUGUUCCUUCUCCACAUAGUAAGGCAAUGAACUCACCCCAUGCAUCUCAAUCCCAAGGAAACACGUCGCGAGCAGUGUCACCUAAAGUGUAUUCCAACAAAGCACCAACUUAUCCUGACCAGUCUCCUCAGUCGUCUCACCUCACAAAGUCACCCGAGUCAACUACAAGGUAA
Lodderomyces theae is the source of this 2997-nucleotide messenger RNA. RefSeq names its product Dal81p (gene DAL81). Gene Ontology annotation, biological process: DNA-templated transcription. Gene Ontology annotation, cellular component: nucleus. The transcript has a single exon. Gene Ontology annotation, molecular function: zinc ion binding; DNA-binding transcription factor activity, RNA polymerase II-specific; DNA binding. Lineage: Eukaryota; Fungi; Ascomycota; Pichiomycetes; Serinales; Debaryomycetaceae. The coding region runs from base 1 to 2997 and encodes 998 amino acids. The record is from RefSeq and is a predicted model, not a curated record.